Messenger RNA from Drosophila busckii, 3224 nucleotides. RefSeq names its product ATP-binding cassette sub-family F member 1. The transcript has 2 exons. Lineage: Eukaryota; Metazoa; Arthropoda; Insecta; Diptera; Drosophilidae. Gene Ontology annotation, molecular function: ATP binding; ATP hydrolysis activity. The coding region runs from base 272 to 2998 and encodes 908 amino acids. The record is from RefSeq and is a predicted model, not a curated record.
GUAACUAAAUGAAAUAACUUUUUAAAGCAUUUAUUUUUAUUUAAAUUCAAGUUUCGUCGUUCGCACGUGGCAAUUCCAACGCCAACGCACUGCAUAUUGAACUGCAGCGUGUGUCUAAAUUUCGAUAAAAAAGUUACGCUGCUCUUGAAAAUAUUUGCCAGCUGUGCACACGUGAAAGCCGCCGCUACAGUAACAAAGGCAACGUAAUUGUUGGGCAACGAAAUUUUAUGAAUAUUUCGUAGCAGCAGCAGUAGUCUGGAAAAAUAAAAGCAUGUCGAAGGCGAAAGGCAAAAAGAAGGAACGUUUUGAUGACGAAGACGAACAGCCAGAGAAAGUGAUCAAUAAUGAAAAGAAACAAGCUAACAAAAAGGGUAAGAAAGGCAAGCGUGGUGGCGACUCCAGCGACGAAGAGCAACUACCCAGUCAAACUGCAAAGGCAAUAGACGAUGAUGCGGAUGACCUAGAGAGCAUUAGAUCGUCGCAGAGCAAGCAGAAACAAAAGAAAGCUGCCAAAAAGGGAAAGAAAGGCAAGCGCACCGAUGACUGGAGUGAUGAUGAGCAGACGCCAACCAAGGUAAACAGCGAUCAAUCAGAUGACGACGAGAGUGAAGCCAAGCCUGUGGCCAAGAAACAACAACAGCAGCUGCAAAACAAAAAGAGUAAAAAGAACAAGAAGAAGGCAACGAAAGAUGAUUUUAGUGACGACGACGAUGACAACGACAACAAGAAAGUGACCGUUGAGGCGGAGAGUAACGGUGAAAGUGAGCCUGAGCAAUAUAUAUCCAAGCCUGUUAAUAAAAAGAACAAAAAGAAGCAACAGCAAGUGAAUAAGUUUGUCAUGAGCGAUGAGGAUGAUGAUGAUAUUGAUGAAAAGGAAGAGGAGGAGGAUGAUGAUGAAAAGGAAGAGGAGGAGGUGUCUGAACCUGAACAAGCACCAGAAAUUAUUGAAACAGCAGCCAAAACAUCAAAUAAAAAGCAACUAAAGAAUAAAUUUGAUGUAAACGAAGAUGAAGCUGAAUCUGUAGAGAAAGAGGUAGAAGAGGUAAAGGCAGAACCUAUGGAGCUAGAACAGCUUGAUGAAAAGCUAGAAGCUGUGACGCUGGAGGAAAACAAAGUGGAGGAGAAAGUGAAAGCUGAACCAGCACAACAGGAAAAGGUGACCAAUGAAAAGAAGCUUACGCAUAAAGAGAAAAAGCAGCAGAAGAAGCAACAGGAAUACGAACGUCAAAUGGAGCUAAUGACUAAAAAGGGUGGCGCCGGUCACUCGGAUCUGGACAAUAAUUUCACCAUGUCGCAAGUGCAAAAGAGUGCCGGCCAGCAGGCAGCACUGGAGCAUGCAGUCGAUAUUAAAAUUGAGAAUUUCACAAUUUCAGCUAAAGGCAACGAUUUGUUUGUGAAUGCGAAUUUAUUGAUCGCCCAUGGCCGACGCUAUGGUCUGGUGGGUCCCAAUGGUCACGGCAAGACAACGCUGCUGCGUCAUAUAGCGACGCGUGCAUUUGCCAUACCGCCCAACAUAGAUGUGCUGCUUUGCGAACAGGAGGUGGUGGCCACUGAUAAGACGGCCAUAAAUACCAUACUGGAGGCGGAUGUGAAGCGCACUGAAAUGUUGAAGAAGUGCGAGCAGCUGGAGAAGCAAUUUGCUGAGGGAGAUAUGAGCGUGCAGGAGGAGUUAAAUGACACUUUUGCUGAGCUUAAAGCCAUUGGCGCUUACUCCGCAGAGGCGCGUGCACGUCGCAUAUUGGCUGGUUUGGGAUUCAGCAAGGAAAUGCAAGAUCGUCCAACCAAUAAAUUCUCUGGAGGUUGGCGUAUGCGUGUCUCCUUAGCACGUGCACUCUAUCUGGAGCCCACGUUGCUUAUGCUGGAUGAGCCGACAAAUCAUUUGGAUUUAAAUGCUGUCAUUUGGCUGGACAACUAUCUGCAGGGCUGGAAGAAAACGCUGCUCAUAGUAUCCCACGACCAGAGCUUUUUAGACAAUGUCUGCAAUGAGAUUAUUCAUUUGGAUCAGAAGAAGCUGCAGUACUACAAGGGCAACUACUCUAUGUUCAAGAAGAUGUAUGUGCAGAAGAGACGUGAGAUGAUCAAGGAGUAUGAGAAGCAGGAGAAGCGCCUGCGUGAGCUAAAGGCUCAUGGUCAGUCCAAGAAGGCUGCCGAAAAGAAGCAAAAGGAGACGCUUACGCGCAAACAGGAAAAGAAUAAGUCCAAGCAACAGAAACAGGACGAAGACGAUGGUCCUCAGGAAUUGCUUGCACGCCCCAAGGAAUAUAUAGUUAAAUUUCGCUUCCCGGAGCCAUCACAGCUUCAGCCGCCUAUAUUGGGCGUGCACAAUGUCACCUUUGCCUUUGAUGGCCAAAAGCCACUUUUUAUUAAGGCUGAUUUUGGCAUCGAUCUGACCAGCCGUGUGGCUAUUGUGGGACCAAAUGGCGUGGGAAAAUCCACGUUUCUCAAACUGCUGCUGGGCGAGCUGCAGCCACAGCAGGGCGAACAGCGCAAGAAUCAUCGCCUGCAUGUGGGACGCUUUGAUCAGCAUUCUGGUGAGCACUUGACUGCGGAGGAAUCAGCUGCGGAGUAUUUGCAGCGUUUGUUUAAUUUGCCGCACGAGAAGGCGCGCAAAGCCUUGGGAUCUUUUGGUUUGGUGAGCCAUGCGCACACAAUUAAGAUGAAGGAUCUGUCCGGUGGACAGAAAGCGCGCGUUGCGCUUGCCGAACUGUGCCUUAGUGCGCCCGACGUGCUCAUACUUGAUGAGCCCACAAAUAAUUUGGACAUUGAGUCCAUCGAUGCCUUAGCCGAGGCCAUCAAUGAGUAUGAGGGCGGCGUCAUUAUAGUCUCUCACGACGAGCGACUUAUACGCGAGACUGGUUGCACCCUAUAUGUGAUUGAAGAACAGCGCAUCAAUGAGAUCGAUGGCGAGUUCGAUGAUUAUCGCAAGGAAGUGCUCGACUCACUGGGCGAGGUGGUUAACAAUCCCAGCGUGGUAGCCAAUGCAGCUGUGCUGCAGUAACAACGGAUCUGUUUAUAUGUUAACAAUUGCAAAACCUCUUCACUAGUUAGCCUUUUAUAUAUAACGAUAGUAUAUUGUGGGGUAGCCCAAUAAACCAAGUACAUAUGUUAAAAUAUUUGAGAAAUUGUACACAUGCACACACACACACAUAGCACCAACAAAAGUCAUAUAUAAAAUCUUAUUAAAUAAAUAUAUAAGUGCGUUCAGGCUAGCCGCAACGGUAAAA